CUGCAAGGUCCAUAGGACCGAAAUCGGGUCCCGCCGCGUCAACACGGUGCCGUCAAGCGCCCGCCAUGAUCGACUAUGGCGCCAAGAAAGGGCAACCCAGCUGGUUUUUAGCCUUUCAACUCACUGGAAGCGUGUUUCCACACUGUUUCUUGAUCGUCUUCCCCAUUUCCGUUCUCUCACUGGUGCUCAAGAUCCUCCAUGAUCAAAACGUCUUCGGCGAGGGCCACGAGGAUGUGGUGACGGGCUUCUACUUCCUGUCAGAUGGGGCUCCCUGGGGCGGCUUCAGCGGCUUCGUCUCCUUCGUCAUCGUCUUCCGCCUCUCCGCUGCUUAUUCCACCUACUGGUCCGCUUACACCACGGCCAAUGCCUUCCUGGGCGACUGGUCCGGUGCCGCUGCCUCGGCGGUGAGCUGCUGCCGUGGCUCCAAAUGUUCUGACGCAAAGGUCGAGGUCUUUCUGCACAAAGUGAUCCGGCUGUUUAGCAUGCUGAGCGCCUGUGCACUACAGGAGCUCUCGCCCCGGAAGUCGCAUCAGGUGUGGGGCCUGUUGACCUUGAAUUCCGUGGGAAUCGAUGAGAAGUCCCUGGCCUAUUUGGAUGGCUCCAACCAACGCGUGGACCUUUGCUAUCACUGGAUCCAACAGACCGUGGUGGACGCUCAAAGCGACGACCUCUUCGGCGUGCCGCCCCCCUUGGUGGGACGCAUCCUGAACGAGCUCUCCAGCGGCAUGGGAAAGUUCGGCGAUGCCAAGAAGCAUGCGACGACACAGUUCAACUUCCCCUACGCACAGACCUGUAAGUGGCUGCUGAUUCUCUACUCUGUCUUGAUGCCGUUGAUGAUGGUGCGCUGGUCCGAUUGGGCCUCCGGUGCCUUCAUCUUCACCUUCGUUCAGCUCUUUUUUAUCUGGACUUUGGAGGCCAUUACGAUCAUUUUGGAGAAUCCCUUCGACACUUCGGACCGCAACUGCAUCGAUGUCUUUCAACUUCAACUGAGCAUGAAUGGCUCGUUGCUCCUGCUGUUGAACCCACGAACUCGCGCCGGUCCCCCGGAGCUCUCACAGAGCGCCCUGACGGGCGACGUGACAGGGGACUACGAGGCGCUGCAGCGCCGCGACACGGUGCACAAGGCGGUCCUCAAGCAGGAAGGUUGGCAACUCACGGAUGAGCACGAGCUUGGCGUCAGCUUUGAAAAUGAGCACCAGCGCUGCUGCUGCUGCUGUUCAGGCCAGCAGCUGCCGAAGGAGAUCGCCAGGUCUAAAAGCUAUUGCCGCAUCCGCUAUGGCAUCAUCGACAACCAGAAGACGGCGGCCAUUGCCAUAGGAGUCUUCGGUGACGAUUUGAUCAUCGUAGUGCCUCCCACGGCUCGAAAGCUGAAGACUUCCGCCUUGAUCAUCGUGCAGAGCGUGAGUGGCCGCGCGACCAAAGUGGGCGUGAAGAAGAUCUCCAUCCAGGACCGACACAAGCUGCACAAGGAACAUAACUGGUUGCCGGACGACUACGAGAAGUUCCUCUUCGAGUACCAGGACCUCCCCGCGGCGGUCUACAAGGCCGGCGGGUGGAUCAUGAACCUCCCCGUCGCCAGCGUGAGGAGACAGGAGGAACUGGCCGUGGAGAAACGCAUCAACGAAGCGAAGCAGGCGGACAAAGAAGGUUUGGGCAUCGAUCAGCUCAGUACCUUAGUCACCUUCGAGGACUUCAUCGACAAGCUGAUGCAGGAGGCGGAGCUCACCCGGGAGGAGGCCAAUCUGGAAUGGAAUCGCCGAAAGCAUCUGCCCACGGAGUACGAUCAGGACACGGACCCCCAGGGGCGUUUGAUCAUUGAGCUCAACAUGGAUACCUUCAAGGAGCACCUGGCGGAGGUGAAGAAACGGGAACAGACACGCAUCAAGAAGUUGGAAGACGCCCGACAGCAGAUCCAAAAUGCCUUGGACCACGGGCACAUCGAGCCCUUGGCGAAGGCGAUCCAAGUGGCGGAGGUGGAGACGACGAUGUCGGACAAGGAGCUGCAAGAGGCGAAGGAUCGAUUGACCUCCUGGCGACUGGUGGACGGGAAGAUCCAGGAAGCCAUCGCGGUGCGGAAGGAAGGGGUGAUCCGCAAUGCCUUGCGCGAAGCGGAUGAGGUCGGGCUGAAGAACGCCACCUGGAAUGCGGCGUCAGAAUUGUACCGGCAGCUGGUGAUAGAAGGCGCGCAGGCACAUCUGAAGGACGCUUUGGAGAUGGGUGAUAUUGAGCACCUCAUGGUCGCCAUUGAAAAGGCAGAGAAGGACAUGGCAGGCAUCUCGGACAAAGGGCUGAAAGAGGCCAAAGACCGCUUGGUGACCUGGAAAGAAGCUCAAGAGGCUCUUUGCCAAGCCUGUGAGAGCAAGGCGCCCAGCGAGUUGAAAGGCAGCGUGGACAUGUCGGUGGCCAUCGGCCUGCGCUCCCGCAAGGUGGCUCUGGCGAAGCAGCUGCUGGCGGAGCAUUGCGCCACGGAGCUAGAAGAGCUUGAUACUGCCAUGAAAGCAGGAGAUGUGGAGAAGCUUGCUGCCGUCCUGGCGGACUUGGCGGAGAAGAACGUCUUGGCCGCAGAGGACAUGAAGCGUGGGAAUGAGCGCUUGAAGGCCAUGCAGAACGCGCAGAAAGCCUUGCAGGAGGGCCUCAGCUCCAACAGUUUGGAUGCCUUGCGCAGCGCCACGGAAAUGGCGGAGGAGGCGAAGCUCCAAGGGGCUACGCGAGAGGAAGCCGAGCGAAAGCUCCAGGAGUUGGAAGCCGCCUCCGAAUUGGAGGCUGCCUUCCAGGAGGCGGAUCGGAUGGAAGCUCAAAAGACGGUCCUGCCUGGUGAAGCCAAUGCACGACCGAUGUGAGGGGCGGCCAGGCAGUGAGGGUGGCCAGGCGAAUCGAUGCGUUUGGAAGGGACCUCCACUUGGGUGCAUGACUUUA
Molecule: messenger RNA, 2916 nt
Organism: Durusdinium trenchii
Lineage: Eukaryota; Dinophyceae; Suessiales; Symbiodiniaceae
Source: the annotation of a GenBank genome assembly